GUAGUUUUAGACAAUUUUAGAAAAAGAAAAAAAUAUAACCUAUAUAAAAAAAACAAAAAUCAAAACCCCGUAAAACCCAAAUACCCGCCUUAGUCCGCAAUUCGUCUUCAGUCAACUGGUCAGUCCUCGUCCGUCCUCCCGACAGCCCGCCGAGGAGUAUAUACAGGCGGCGACAAGGAACUUGCAAUCACAACAAUGUAUGGUGGCGAUGAAGUUUCGGCAAUCGUGAUAGACUUGGGGUCUCACACUUGCAAGGCAGGUUAUGCUGGUGAAGAUGCUCCCAAGGCUGUCUUUCCUUCUGUAGUUGGAGCAAUUGACCAAAUGGACAUUGAUGGUACUGAUAAUCCUGAAAAGAACACAACAGCUCUAGAUUCGAAUAAUACAGUGAAAACCUUUGAAUCAGAAAAAGACAAGAGCAAGCGCAAGCUAUAUGUUGGAUCACAAUCGUUAGGAUUUCGUCGUGAUAAUAUGGAGGUUUUAUCACCUUUUAAAGAUGGAGUGGUUGCUGACUGGGAUAUUGUUGAAAGCAUAUGGGAUCAUGCUUUCAGGGAAUGCUUAUUGAUUGAUCCAAAGGAGCAUCCUAUGCUACUUGCAGAGCCAUCCUCAAAUAGUCAACAACAAAGAGAAAGGGCAGCUGAACUGAUGUUUGAAAAAUACAAAGUUCCAGCUUUAUUCUUGGCCAAGAAUGCAGUUCUUACCUCAUUUGCAUCAGGACGGGCAACAUCUCUUGUAGUUGACGGUGGCGGAGGUUCAACCACUGUUGCCCCAGUACAUGAUGGUUAUGUGCUUCAGAAGGCUGUUUUGUCUUCAUCAAUUGGAGGGGAAUUUCUCACUGAUUGCUUGACAAAAAGUUUGGAGAGCAAAGGCAUUUCUAUCAAACCUAGAUAUUCUUUUAAAAGAAAGGAAAUACGACCUGGUGAAUUUCAGACGGUUGAUCUUGAUUUUCCAAACACAACAGAAAGCUAUAGACUUUACUGUCAGAGGGUUAUAGCGAGUGACAUCAAAGAAUGCGUGUGUCGAGCACCUGAUACACCAUAUGAUGAAAGUGCAUACUCAAAUAUUCCCAUGACGCCAUAUGAGCUUCCUGAUGGACAGAUGAUUGAAAUUGGAGCAGAUAGGUUCAAGAUUCCUGAUGUUUUAUUCAACCCGUCAUUGGUUAAGACUAUUCCUGGCAUGGAGAGUUAUGUUGACACUGCUGCUUCUGCUCGUGCCUUACCUCAGAUGGUCAUUGAGAGCAUCAACAAGUGUGACGUUGACAUCCGAAGAGAGCUUUUCAGUAGCAUACUGCUUGCUGGAGGUACAUCAUCAAUGCAGCAAUUAAAAGAACGUCUUGAGAAAGACCUUCUAGAGGAAUCUCCUCAGGCUGCAAGAGUUAAGGUCUUGGCUAGUGGAAAUGCAACUGAAAGGAGAUUUAGUGUUUGGAUAGGAGGAAGUAUACUAGCAUCUCUUGGUUCUUUCCAACAGAUGUGGUUCUCCAAGUCAGAAUAUGAAGAGCAUGGAGCUUCGUAUAUUCAGAGAAAAUGUCCUUAGGAAGCUUCCAUAUCUACUGUAAUCAAUAUGGAUGGAUCAUGGCUGUGCCUUUUAUUUGUUUAGAGAUCUUUUAGCACCCUUGUAACAUCGUAGGAACUUAUUGAAACACGUUUGUAGGUUGUCGUUUCUGAUUGUAUCAUUUUUAAUGUAUUUUCUAAUUUUAUUGCAGAUUAACAAGAGUUAGAGCUUUCUUGUAUAAGGAUGCCACUUUAUUAUCUAUCACUGCUCGAUCAUGGAAUCGAGCUCUUGACUGUCA
This is a messenger RNA of Amaranthus tricolor (Joseph's coat), 1786 nucleotides long. RefSeq names its product actin-related protein 4. NCBI's taxonomy places the organism in Eukaryota, Viridiplantae, Streptophyta, Magnoliopsida, Caryophyllales, Amaranthaceae. Bases 196 to 1530 code for a protein of 444 amino acids. The transcript is spliced from 20 exons. The record is from RefSeq and is a predicted model, not a curated record. Gene Ontology annotation, cellular component: NuA4 histone acetyltransferase complex; SWI/SNF complex. Gene Ontology annotation, molecular function: chromatin binding. Gene Ontology annotation, biological process: regulation of transcription by RNA polymerase II.